Messenger RNA from Pogona vitticeps (central bearded dragon), 3792 nucleotides. RefSeq names its product solute carrier family 6 member 15 (gene SLC6A15). Gene Ontology annotation, cellular component: plasma membrane. The record is from RefSeq and is a predicted model, not a curated record. Gene Ontology annotation, molecular function: proline:sodium symporter activity. Gene Ontology annotation, biological process: L-leucine transport; sodium ion transmembrane transport. Lineage: Eukaryota; Metazoa; Chordata; Lepidosauria; Squamata; Agamidae.
CCUCCUUCAUAGAGUCACACACGCACGCGCGCGCUCCCCCACCACACAGUGACCCAAGCCGCGCGCGUGCUCGCUCCCGCCCGCUGGUUAAACCCCAUCAUUGAGUCUUCUCUUUCCCAUCUCCGCCACAUUGCAGGGGCUGCGGAAGAGGGAGCGAGAGGGCAAGAGAGAGCGAGGGACUCCUCCGAGGUACACUGGCCGGCCCUGGUGAGAGAAGGACUGCUUGACAACGCUUUUGGACCCUCCCUGUUUGACUUUUGGACUAGUUUGGCUUGGGACUCUUUUGGACUGUGUCUCCAGAUCCUGUACACAUGGUUUACAUUACACUCUGGUAUUCAUGUUAACAGCGAACAGUUACAAACAGCACACAGUCUGAGUCAUCUUGAUCACCUUGCAGAAAAAGAGGCACUGUUGACAUUUUCUUCAAAUAUUAUUAGACUGAGCCAAACCCAGAUACAGACUGAGGCUGAGGGUAGCCUCUCUGAAGUGAACUUGAUCUGACUUUAUCAUUUCCUUAUUACAAAUGCCUAAAAACAGCAAGGUCGUAAAAAGAGAAAUAGAUGAUGACGUCAUCGAGUCUGUUAAAGACCUUCUGUCCAAUGAAGAUUCCGUUGAAGAUGCUUUCAAGAAAAGUGAGCUCUCUGUUAAUGACUCAGAGGACAAAGAUGUAGAUGUGGAAGAGGGAUCAGAUAUGGAAGAUGAGAGACCAGCCUGGAACAGCAAACUUCAGUAUAUCCUGGCACAAGUUGGAUUUUCUGUGGGCUUGGGGAAUGUGUGGCGAUUUCCGUAUCUCUGUCAAAAAAAUGGUGGUGGUGCCUAUCUUGUGCCAUAUUUAAUUUUGUUGCUGGUCAUAGGAAUUCCACUUUUUUUCCUGGAGCUUUCAGUGGGUCAGAGAAUCCGUCGUGGAAGUAUUGGAGUAUGGAAUUACAUCAGUCCUAAGCUUGGUGGAAUUGGAUUUGCAAGCUGUAUAGUGUGCUUUUUUGUGGCCCUCUACUACAAUGUCAUCAUAGGAUGGAGUCUGUUUUACUUUUCUCAGUCCUUUCAGCACCCCUUGCCAUGGGAUCAAUGCCCGUUGGUGAAAAACUCUUCUCGUACAUUUGUAGAGCCAGAAUGUGAAAAAAGCUCUGCCACGACCUACUACUGGUACAGAGAGGCACUCAAUAUUUCUAGCUCUAUCUCAAAGAGUGGAGGCUUGAAUUGGAAAAUGACAGUCUGCCUACUGGCUGCUUGGGUCGUGGUUUGCCUAGCAAUGAUUAAGGGCAUCCAGUCUUCAGGAAAAAUAAUGUAUUUUAGCUCUCUUUUCCCUUAUGUGGUACUUAUAUGCUUUUUAAUCAGAGGGCUGCUCUUAAAUGGUUCACUGGAUGGUAUUCGUCAUAUGUUUACCCCUAAGCUUGAAAUAAUGCUGGAGCCCAAGGUCUGGAGAGAAGCUGCUACUCAGGUGUUCUUUGCCUUAGGGCUUGGAUUUGGUGGAGUGAUUGCCUUUUCAAGCUACAACAAGAGAGACAACAACUGCCAUUUCGAUGCGGUUCUGGUGUCCUUCAUCAAUUUUUUCACUUCUGUGCUGGCAACUUUGGUGGUGUUUGCUGUGCUGGGCUUCAAAGCAAAUGUCAUAAAUGAAAAAUGCAUUAUCCAAAAUUCUGAAAAGAUUGUCCAACUUUUGAACACUGGCAAUCUUAGCACGGCUAUAAUACCUCCUCAUAUCAAUUUUUCAAGCAUCACAGCUGAAGAUUAUAAUUUGGUUUAUGAUAUUAUCCAAAAAGUGAAAGAAGAAGAGCGUCCUCUUGGUCUGAAACCCUGUCUGAUUGAAGAUGAAUUGAACAAGGCUGUUCAAGGAACUGGACUGGCUUUCAUUGCCUUCACUGAAGCCAUGACACACUUCCCUGCUUCCCCAUUUUGGUCAGUGAUGUUCUUUCUCAUGCUGGUAAACUUGGGGCUUGGCAGCAUGUUUGGAACCAUUGAAGGGAUCACAACGCCUAUAGUUGAUACUUUCAAAGUGAGAAAAGAGAUUCUGACUGUCGCUUGCUGUCUUCUGGCAUUUUCCAUUGGCCUGAUAUUUGUGCAGCGGUCUGGUAAUUAUUUUGUAACGAUGUUCGAUGACUAUUCAGCUACAUUGCCUCUGCUUAUUGUUGUCAUCUUGGAGAAUAUUGCCAUGUCUUAUGUUUAUGGGAUAGACAAAUUCAUGGAAGAUCUAAAGGAUAUGCUUGGUUUUUCUGCAAACCAGUACUAUUACUACACAUGGAAAUAUAUUUCCCCUCUUGUUUUGUUAUUUUUGUUGGUGGCUAGCAUUGUCCAGAUGGUAUUAAGCCCUCCUGGUUACAAUGCAUGGAUUGAAGAGAAGGCAACUGAAGAAUUUCAGAACUACCCAACCUGGGGGCUGAUUGUCUGUAUAUCUCUAAUUGUAUUGGCUAUGCUCCCUGUCCCAGUAGUCUACAUAAUUCGCCAGUGCAACCUUAUGGAUGACAGCUCUGGGAGCUUGGCGGCUGUUUCUUACAAAAGAGGACGCAUUAUCAAGGAACCUGUGAACCUUGAGGGGGAUGACACCAGUCUGAUCCAUGGGAAAAGUCCAAAUGAGUUGCCAUCUCCCAGUUUUGGCAAAAAGAUAUACCGAAAACAGACUGGCUCACCAACUGUGGAUACAGCCCCCAAUGGUCGCUAUGGUAUCGGUUACAUCAUGGCAAACAUGUCAGACAUGCCUGAGUCUGACUUGUAGCUAGAAAGCAGGGUUGGUGCCUCUGGUCUUAUACUGAACCACUGAACAUUGGUUCUCUGUAAGAGGAAGCGGUCAGCUUCACUUACUAGAGUGCAAUCUCAGGUGCCCCGUGAAUAUGUCCUUCAAAAAACAUCAUGACAUACGGUCAAAAGAGCUUGAAAAUUCCCUUUGGCCUGAUUCUUUGGCUUCUAUUUGUACUCAAGGGAAUGCACAUAAAUACCAAUCAGUGAUGGCCUAGCUUUGUCAGGAUUGCCAAUUUUUAAAAAAAUUAUUUUUGCAUUUAAUUUAAAAGUUUUCUAUCUCUCUUUAAAGUACAGGUGUUUACCUCAGUUUGUAGCAAUUUUUUAAGUGAAUUCAUAUUUCUCUACUGCUGAACUGGAACGUGCUCCUUUGUUCCUGCUGAUUAACUUCCCUACCCUGUUGGGAAAAAAAAGAGUUCCAAAGAGUUCACCGAGCUUGUAUGAACUGCACUUAUUUGUAUAUACGUUUUUGUAGAUAAUCCUGUACUUUUUUUAAGCACUUACAGUUCCUUAGGCUACUAGCUGAGUUUUAAAAAAAAGCAAUCGAACAUUUAAAACCCUGCAGAUUAUUUUCUUACAUGUAAUAUCUGUAUAGAGGAAAAGUAUUAGAAAAUCAAGUAUGAUUAUUCUGGAAAUACAGAAUUCCUCAAGCGUGGGGGAACUGCAUAUGUUGUGGCGGUAUUUUACAUAUUAUAUUUGUUUUUUUUUUUCAGUGUGAAAAUUAUGUCAGAGCGAGUCACUCCGAGACUCUUAAUGAUUGUGCAGAUUCUGCAUUUUUCUAAGCUGUGUGCCUAAAAAAAACAAAACAAAAAAGCCCUUCCUGAUAUUUAUUGUGGUUACAAGAUUAUAUAUAUUAUAUUUAUAUAUAAUAUACUUGUAAUGUACAUAUGUAUAGUAAAAUUGUAUGUAACAGCUUCAAGCCCUGAAUCAAGAUGGCUUUAAAGAGAUGUUUCUGUUUUGCUUCUGUUUUAUGCAGAGAGGAACUCCAUUUUUCCCCAGUCAGUGAUAAUUAAGAACUGUAUGCUAUUACAUUAUACUAGGAAUAAAGAGAGUGGAAAGGCA